This is a messenger RNA of Archocentrus centrarchus (flier cichlid), 494 nucleotides long. RefSeq names its product kinocilin (gene kncn). The record is from RefSeq and is a predicted model, not a curated record. The transcript has 5 exons. Lineage: Eukaryota; Metazoa; Chordata; Actinopteri; Cichliformes; Cichlidae. The coding region runs from base 1 to 453 and encodes 150 amino acids.
AUGAACCCUGUUAGCAUUGGAGAGUACCACGGGCUACGGGUGGGGGCGGCCCUGCUCAGUAUUGUGGCGGGCUGCAUCAUCAUUGGCGUGUCCAGAGAAUGUGAUGCUGAUGCUGUCGGAGGUAUCUUCCUGGGAGCGGGCGGCCUUGGCCUGCUCAUAGCAAUCUACCCCUUCAUAAAAGCUUGGCUCAACAUCAACCAUAUCCUUCCAUCCUUCGCAAACUUCAGAGUGCACCCAACACCUGCCAAUCCUGCUUCUGAUCAGCCAGCUGAGACACUGAGACGAGAAGGGACUCAGAGUCAGAUACAUCUGGAACGGUCUAAGAGUCGUAUGGGAACCUUUGUGGAGGGUAGACCAAUGGCUGAGGCCAAACCGGAUGAAGGGACUUCUUCAGACAUGCCAGAUGUCUUAUCGAGACAGAAGCAAAAGACUUCUGAUCAAGACCUGCCAUGAUGUCAUCAUCCAGCAAGACUGACCACUCCAUGUAUGAAUAU